AUGUAUUGGCUAAAUGGGGGAUCAGUUGCUAAAUCUUGUGCUGGUUUCCUAAGUUUUUGGAAAAUGAAUCCCAAUGUGAUCACCAACAAAAUACAUCAAAACUAAUAGAUAAGAAUAUACCAUUUAUUUUUAAAAUAGCAAUAAUUAGGCAUACCAAAUACUUUCUUAUUUAAUCAAUUACAUAUUAUUUUACUUAAAAAAGAAAAUUACUAAUAUUUCUCCAAAUUCAAAGGAAUGCCUUCAAUUCUUACCAUCUCUCUAAACACAAUUAUCUAUUUAAAUAUUUAAAUUAUCCAAAUCAUUUCUUCUUCUUCUUCUUCCUUUACUCAUUUCCGCCAUUGCUCAAAACCAGGGGAAAGAACACAGAGAGAGAGAGAGAGAGCAAUGGCGAGUCUUCUUCCUCUAACAUCGAUUCAAACAUUUUCUUUCUUGUGGGUCACAACAGUUCUGCUAAUCUCACCCGCUCAUUCCCUCACCUGCACUUCUCAAACAUUCGCCAACAAACUCUAUUCCUACUGUUUAGAUCUCCCAACUCUCAACGCCUACCUUCAUUGGAAUUACGACGCCGCCAAUUCCUCUCUCUCCGUCGCAUUCACCGCUCCCCCGUCAAAACCUGACGGAUGGGUCUCAUGGGCCGUUAACCCAACAGGAACCGGCAUGGCCGGAGCUCAAGCUCUAAUCGCCGUUAAACAGCCUAACGAUUCCGUCACCGUUCAAACCUACAAGAUCAAUUCAUACAGCUCCAUUGUUCCUUCUAAGCUUUCGUUUGAGGUUUGGAAUCUCAGCGCCCAUGCCCAAGGUGCCGAGAUCACGAUCUUCGCCACCGUUAAAGUGCCGGAGAAGACGAAGAAGCUGAACCAUCUCUGGCAAGUGGGUCCGGGGAUCAACGAAGGAACUGGGUUUAUCGUUAAGCAUGAUAUGAGUCCGGCGAAUCUUGGGUCGGUGGGGACGUUGAAUUUGGUGGCCGGGACCAAUACUAAUGGUACCGCCGGUGCCGGCGAUGGUGGAGCAAGUGGUUCUGAGAGUAAUGGAGGUGGGAUUAUUGGUAAUGUGAAGACUUUGAUGGGUUUUUGUGUUUUUUGGAUUGUGAUUGUUGGGAAUUAUGUGUUGGGGAUUUAGAAGAUUGUAAUAAGAAUUUCCAAUGGGUGGUGAUUUGAUUGUGAACUGUGAGUUUUUCAUUGGGAGGAAGAUGAAAUAUGUAAAAACACAGAGAAGAAGUAAACAAAAAUAUUUAUUUA
Cannabis sativa is the source of this 1238-nucleotide messenger RNA. Its product is annotated as cytochrome b561 and DOMON domain-containing protein At4g12980-like. The transcript has a single exon. Lineage: Eukaryota; Viridiplantae; Streptophyta; Magnoliopsida; Rosales; Cannabaceae. The record is from RefSeq and is a predicted model, not a curated record. Bases 385 to 1119 code for a protein of 244 amino acids.